AUGAAUCUAUUUUUGUUACUCUCACCACUUUAUGCUAGUAUUUUUUUAAUAAAUCCAAAAGAAGAUUUAGAAAUCUGCAAGAAUUUGGAAGAAAAGACAGUUGUACUUGUUAAAACAACACUAAUGGUAAAAAAUGUGGAAAGACUCCAAUGGAGUGAAGUUGAGUCUAAUGUGCCCUUUGAAACAUCUUUGACUAUUUUUAAAAUGGAUGGACUUUCUGGCAAUAAAAAAGAAGAGCUUUUUCAUGAUAGAAAGUAUGAUUCACAUAAUGUAUUCUUUUUUACCUCUUACAAAGGUGCGGGAUUCUAUUCCUUUAUAUUUAAUGUAGAUAUUAAAGUUCCAGAUUUUUAUGGUCUUAAGGUGGAGAUAUUUGAAGGAAAUCCUAAAAGCGAAGAGAUUGUGUCGGGUGUUGAUUACCAGAUGACUGUCUUAACACAAAAAGUCGAGGAAUUGCUUUCAUUUGCAAGACAGAACUUUGAGAUGGAGAAAGCGGGAGAAAAAGACGAAGCCAAGUAUCUUAUGUUAUAUAAUUAUAUUUCUAAGCUUGUGUUUAGGAUUUCUUUAUUGAAAAUUGUGAUAUUGUUUGUUACGAUAUUUUAUUUCAACAAAAGUGUUAAAAAUUUCUUUAUUUCAAGUAAAAUAGCUAAAUAA
Vairimorpha ceranae is the source of this 651-nucleotide messenger RNA. RefSeq lists its product as hypothetical. NCBI's taxonomy places the organism in Eukaryota, Fungi, Microsporidia, Nosematidae. The record is from RefSeq and is a predicted model, not a curated record. Bases 1 to 651 code for a protein of 216 amino acids. The transcript has a single exon.